AUGGGUCUCAAACUUGUCAUGCAUCUGGUGUUAAUACUUAUGGCCUUAUCCGCCACAUCUGCAAGUAGAGCAAGGGAGCUUUUAGGCGGCGGCGUCUUCGACGUGACUAGUGCAAAAUAUGGCGCAAAGCCGAAUGCUGAUAUCACUCAGGCUAUAGCAAAUGCAUGGAAAGAUGCAUGCGCUUCAACAAUCCCAAGUAAAGUUCUUGUUCCAAAAGGGGUUUACAAAUUGAAAGAAGCAACUUUCAGCGGUCCUUGCAAAGCUCCUAUCGAGCUUCAGGUCCAUGGCACAUUGCAAGCGCCACCAAACGGUGCCCAGCUAUCGAAACCAGAUACUUGGAUCAUGUUUUCAUACCUCGACAGGUUCACAUUGUCCGGUUUUGGAGUCUUUGAUGGCCAAGGACAACAAGCUUGGAAAGCCAAUGAUUGCCACAAAAACCCCAAGUGUUCAUCUAUUGCCAUUAACAUGAGGUUCCACGCUAUCAAGAACUCAUUAGUUAGAGAUGUAACUUCACUCAACAGCAAAAACUUCCAUGUCAACGUAUUAGCAUGCGAGCAACUUACGUUCCAACACUUCACGGUAACUGCACCGGGAGAUAGCGUUAAUACAGAUGGAAUACAUAUCGGCCGCUCAACCGGGAUCAAUAUUACUGAUUCUCAUAUUGCUACAGGAGACGAUUGCAUUUCAAUUGGUGAUGGCACCAAGCAACUAACUGUGACUAAGGUGACUUGUGGACCAGGUCAUGGAAUAAGCAUUGGAAGUCUGGGAAGGUACCCGAAAGAAGAACCUGUUAGUGGAAUCAAUAUUAAGAGCUGCACCCUUAGUAAUACAAUGAACGGUGUUAGGAUCAAGACAUGGCCUAAUUCUCCAGCAGCUAGCACGGCCUCAGAUAUUCAUUUUGAGGAUAUAAUCAUGAAUAAUGUUGGCAACCCAAUCCUCAUAGAUCAAGAAUACUGCCCUUGGAAUCAGUGUAAUAAACAGGCUGCAUCAAAAAUCAAGAUUAGCAACGUGAGCUUCAGGAACAUUAGAGGAACGUCUUCGACUCCGGUGGCCGUGAAGAUUGUAUGCGCCAAGGGGUUACCUUGUGACAAGGUGGAGAUGACUGACAUUAAUCUUAAGUACAGUGGAAAUCAAGGCUCCCUUACAUCUCAAUGCGCAAAUGUGCAGCCAACAAUCACUCGAGUGUCAAAUCCUCUUGCUUGUGCCACCAAAUCUUGA
Messenger RNA from Argentina anserina (silverweed cinquefoil), 1218 nucleotides. RefSeq names its product exopolygalacturonase-like. Gene Ontology annotation, molecular function: polygalacturonase activity. Bases 1 to 1218 code for a protein of 405 amino acids. Lineage: Eukaryota; Viridiplantae; Streptophyta; Magnoliopsida; Rosales; Rosaceae. Gene Ontology annotation, biological process: carbohydrate metabolic process. The transcript has 4 exons. The record is from RefSeq and is a predicted model, not a curated record.